AUGUCUAGCUCCGAGACUCGCUCAGACUCUGCCUCCCCCGCCAAGGAGAAGUCCCUGUUGGCUCAAGUGGAGUCUUACAUAAAGAGACUUAUGAAGGGGAUUCCGGUAAUUCUCCGUGUCGAACAUGAUGAUGGCGAUUCCGACGACGAGCCCGUCACCAAGUCAGCUAUCUGCACUGGGAUCCUCAACCGCAACCUCGACUCGGUCAAAUUCACCCCCUUGAAAGAAGAGGCAACAACGGAUGACAGCAAAGAACCUGGUAUUGUGAUUGAACUCCAGGAUGUUGAGAAGGUCAUCUGUCUCAAUGAGAAUCAUCCCUCUGUCGUCCUCGUCAUCCCUAAGUAUGAUCGUUACGUCGAGAUCGUCAGCAGCGGUGUGGAAGACUUUAAAGCAUGGUACGCUACACUGCGUAUGCUCUGUCCGGAGGAGGGUGAAGACGACUCGUCUAUCACGGACGACAGUGGAGAUGCUUCUUCUGAUAGUUAUGAGGCCUCUUCUCCAGAACUGUCUGCUAAGGCUCGCAGGGCUAUGAUGAAGGUCACUGAAUCUAUGUGGGAUCACUGUGAAAUGUCAACAGGCAUGUGUCGUGCCCCUAAGGUUAAUGCUCUUAAGCAGAUCAUCACUAGUCAAGGAAGACUUAUCGAUGCCCUCCGCCGGGAUAGGGAUCGCAUGCAGGUUUUGGAGGUGCAAAACCGUGACCUUGUCCGCGUCUUGAAAGAGCGCGAGGUCAGCUUGGACGAGCUGAUGGGCGUCUGUCAGCGUUUGAUGGAUCAGCAAGGCAAAUGGGUGAACAUCCACCUCGAGCGGAAUGCGGUCGUGCUGAAUCCUCCUAAGCCUUCAUCCAGCGGUAAGGCCCCUCUGGCUCUGCCCGCAGUACCUCACGCCCCCGGCUCAGAGAAGGGUGAAUCUAAGCGUCCCGUCUUCGCACCGAAGCCACGCGAGGUGUCAGUUGGGCAGGAUAGCGGAACUGAUGACGACUCGUCUGGAGUUGAUGUCGCUGAUCUCGAUAACAGUGAGUUGGAUGUUCUUAUGUCGUAUUUGGACGAUAAGCUAAUGAUGCUGAAGAAGAUAGGGAGGGAGAUUGGCUCUUUCUCUCCGAAGGACGAUAAGGACGGUGACGACUCUGACGAGGAAGAUGCAAGGGUAGACGCUACGCUCGAGAAUGUGGUUGCUGAAGAAGCCGAGAUCACUAAGCUCCAGGACGAGUUGAGCUCGCUUCAGAAGCAGAAAAUCGCAGUGAGGCACUUGGCCAAAAAUGCGGGAUAA
Molecule: messenger RNA, 1266 nt
Organism: Perkinsus marinus ATCC 50983
Lineage: Eukaryota; Perkinsozoa; Perkinsida; Perkinsidae
Exons: 12
Coding region: 1-1266 (421 amino acids)
Source: RefSeq, a predicted model, not a curated record